AUGCUAAUGUCGAAAAGAGUUAAAAUAAGAGUGCCAAAUAGAUUGGGCUAUUCAGGGCAGAGUUUUGAUGACCUGUGGCCUACCUUGCAAGAUGCUAUCGAUCACAUUUAUGAGGGCAACGUGGAAGUACUUUCGUUCGAAAAACUAUACAGGACAGUAUACAGUAUAGUGAUUAUGAAGAAAGGGCGUCAGCUAUAUACUGAACUCGGCAGUUUUUUGACUUACAAACUCCAGACAUUGAGAGAGAGGACAAUCAAGGAUGGUAGUCGAGGUUUCGAACUACUGCAAACAUUAAUAGCUAUUUGGGACUCACAAUGCAGCAUUUUCAAGCUGAUAAGUGAUAUGAUGAUAUAUCUUGAUAAAGUAUAUUGUAAACCGGAAAGAACUCUAGAAGUUUACGAUUUGUGCUUAUCUCUGUUUAAGAAACAUGUAAUAGAUCCCUUGUCACAGUUUGUCGAUCAGGCAUUGAUUACUGACAUUAACGGAAUUCGUUCUCAGCUGAUUUUAAAUGAAGUCAAUACUGGAGUGUGCAAAAGAAUUGUCGAUAUGAUGGAAACUUUGUUGGAAGGAAAUGAUAAUUACUUUCUAAAUCAUUUUGAGCCUAUUUUUCUGGAGAGCACUAGGCAGUAUUAUGAAGAUCUUAUCAACAACAGUGAUUUAGACCCAACUGAAUAUCUCGAUUACAUGAAUAAACACAAAGUUUUCGAAUUCUCCCUUGAUGAGCAAUUUCUCAAUAGUGACACUGUUUCCAAGAUCACCACAUCACUGGAUAAAGUUCUUCUUUGGAAUCAAAAAUUUUCUACAAUUGUACCUAUUUUAGUUCAUCAGGCAGUAAUUGAAAAUAAUGUGGAACUAUUGAAUAACAUCUGUAAUUUAUCUUCAGAGAACGAGUACACGCUGAAGAUUAUAAAAUGCAUCGAGAAUUGUUUAGCAGAAGAUGCAAAUGCAAUUACCAUAGAAACUGCUACAAAAAAGAAAACCCAAGUGGCAAUAGAAUGGACCAAAGCUGUUUUUUCAUUAGCUAAUAAGUACCAAAAGCUUAUUGAAGGUAUAAAGUGGCCCUCCAGUUCGAGCAGUGCGGAUGGAAAGAAUGAAGAAUUAGGCACCCAUAUUGUGGAUAAUGUUCUUUCAAAAUUUUUGAACCAAAAUUGUAGAAGGUCCAUUGAAUAUAUCUCGCUCUAUUUGGAUUCAUGUUUCAAAAUUACAAAAGACAAAGAUGAGGAGAGAAAAGUUAUGCAAAAUCUUUCUGAAGCAGUGAGGCUCUUCAAUUUACCAGCGGAAAAGGACUUCUUCGAGAUGUUAUACAAACAGCAACUUUCUAAAAGAUUGUUACAAGGAAGAUCCAUGAUACACCUUGAGAAAUGGAUGCUACAACGCAUUAAGGAUGAGGUUGGAACCUUCUUUACUUCAAGGUUGUAUGGUAUGCUUAAAGAUGUUUCCACUUCUCAAGAGCAGGCAGCCGCUUUUAUAGAUGCUAAUGGCCCCUUUGAAAACCUGGAAACAUUAGACUUCAGACCUCAAAUACUAACGGGUAUAAAUUGGCCAUUCAAGGCGUUUGAUUUUUCGGACUCGAAUUUUUAUCUACCAUCUAAACUUGAACAGUUGAAGCUGGAUUUUGAAUUAAAUUAUAAUAAUCAAUACCCCGAAAGGAAACUUACCUGGGCGUAUCAUCUAUGUCAGUUGGAAAUUGGGUUUCAGUUUGAAAAUUCCUACCAUGAUAUUAGUAUGUCCAUGUUUGCCGCUAGUAUUUUUCUAUUGUUCGAAGAACAUGAGGAACUAACUACUGAGAUGAUUGGAAUUCUUACUCAUCUUCCGGAACAAGAACUGCAGCGUCAGCUAUUAUCUCUUUCGAUUGUACCAAAGACUAAAAUACUGAGGAAGAAACCCAUGUCCAAGACAAUUAAUCCCCAGGACAAAUUUAGCAUCAACUAUUCAUUUAGUUCACCAUCAAAGAAUGUCAAAAUCCAAACAAUUGCAAGCAUAAAACCCUCAAUGAAGAAUGAUGCGACCUCUAAAUACGUGCAAGACACUCUAGAGCACGAAAGAGUUAUUGAAAUAAAUGCAGCUAUCAGUCGUAAGAUGAAAAGUAGCAGGAGUUUAACACAUGGUGAGCUCUCUGAGCAAAUCACAGAGGCUGUAAAAGGUCGAUUUGCACUUACAAACUCUAUCCUCAAAAAAAGUAUCAAUUACUUACUGGAAAAAGAAUAUAUUCAAAGGGAUCCUGAUGAUUCGUCUGUGUAUCACUAUCUUCCCUGA
This is a messenger RNA of Zygotorulaspora mrakii, 2256 nucleotides long. It is a transcript of the gene CUL3, whose product is annotated as cullin CUL3. The transcript has a single exon. Gene Ontology annotation, cellular component: Cul3-RING ubiquitin ligase complex. Gene Ontology annotation, biological process: ubiquitin-dependent protein catabolic process; protein ubiquitination. The coding region runs from base 1 to 2256 and encodes 751 amino acids. The record is from RefSeq and is a predicted model, not a curated record. Gene Ontology annotation, molecular function: ubiquitin protein ligase binding. Lineage: Eukaryota; Fungi; Ascomycota; Saccharomycetes; Saccharomycetales; Saccharomycetaceae.